Messenger RNA from Equus quagga, 5068 nucleotides. RefSeq names its product inverted formin 2 (gene INF2). The record is from RefSeq and is a predicted model, not a curated record. The transcript is spliced from 23 exons. Gene Ontology annotation, molecular function: small GTPase binding; actin binding. Gene Ontology annotation, biological process: actin cytoskeleton organization. Bases 73 to 4284 code for a protein of 1403 amino acids. Lineage: Eukaryota; Metazoa; Chordata; Mammalia; Perissodactyla; Equidae.
CCGGCACUCAGGGGCCCUCACUGGGCACUGGCCUGUUGCCAGAAGCCGCUCCCAAACUGGGGCUGAGCCAAGAUGAUUUCCGAGGGCUGCUGGGCUGGGCAGGGGCUGCACUCGCUGGGAGUGGACAUUUACAGGCCAGGAGUUCCGGGCCUCACCCCCACCCGACAGAGGGGCACACUGAGCAGCAAGAUUGGCCACAGGACUGAAGCUGGAGCGAGCCUGGGAAGCCACCUGGACCCUGGUCUGAAGCAUCUGCAUCCCGCGUCCUUCCCUCUGCCCAAGGCCCUCCCACCCUCCCCAGCCAGAGCCCUACCCACCCACCAGCCUGCCUGCAAUCUGCAUGCCGCAGGUCUCCGGAGAGAUUCAUCAAGACAGAACCAACCAACGGCCACACUUCAUCCACAUCGGCUCAUCUCACCCUCCUUACAACCCUCAGAGUUUGGCAAGAUGUCAGUGAAGGAGGGAGCUCAGCGCAAGUGGGCAGCGCUCAAGGAGAAGCUGGGGCCGCAGGACUCGGACCCCACGGAGGCCAACCUGGAGAACGCCGACCCCGAGCUGUGCAUCCGCCUGCUCCAGAUGCCCUCCGUGGUCAACUACUCCGGCCUGCGCAAGCGCCUGGAGAGCAGCGACGGCAGCUGGAUGGUGCAGUUCCUGGAGCAGAAUGGCCUGGACCUGCUGCUGGAGGCGCUGGCGCGGCUAUCAGGCCGCGGCGUGGCCCGCAUCGCCGACGCCCUGCUGCAGCUCACCUGCAUCAGCUGCGUGCGCGCCGUCAUGAACUCGCAGCAGGGCAUCCAGUACAUCCUCAGCACCCAGGCCUAUGUGCGCCAGCUCUCCCUGGCUCUGGACACAUCCAACGUGAUGGUCAAGAAGCAGGUGUUUGAGCUGCUGGCCGCCCUGUGCAUCUACUCACCCGAGGGCCACGCCCUGGCACUGGACGCCCUGGACCAUUACAAGAUGGUGUGCAGCCGCCAGUACCGCUUCAGCGUCAUCAUGAGUGAGCUCUCCGACAGCAGCAACGUGCCGUAUGUGGUCACUCUGCUCAGCGUGAUUAACGCCAUCAUCCUGGGCCCCGAGGACCUCCGCGCCCGCACCCAGCUGCGGAGCGAGUUCAUCGGGCUGCAGCUGCUGGACGUUUUGACGCGGCUGCGAGAUCUGGAAGAUGCCGACCUGCUGAUCCAGCUUGAGGCCUUCGAGGAGGCCAAGGCCGAGGAUGAGGAGGAGCUGUUGCGCGUCUGUGGCGGCAUUGACAUGAACAGCCACCAGGAGGUCUUUGCCUCCCUGUUCCACAAGGUGAGCUGCUCCCCGGCAUCCGCCCAUCUGCUGUCGGUGCUGCAGGGCCUCCUGCACCUGGAGCCCACCCUCCGCUCCAGCCAGCUGCUCUGGGAGGCCCUGGAGAGCCUGGUGAACCGGGCUGUGCUCCUGGCCAGUGACGCCCAGGAAUGCUCCCUGGAGGAGAUGGUCGAGCGGCUCCUGUCCGUCAAGGGGCGGCCCCGCCCGAGCUCGCUGGACAAGGCCCACAAGGGCAUCCAGGCCGACCUGGGCCAGAGUCGGAGAGGCAGCUUUCCCCAGAACACGGGUGCCCCAACGGCGUGGGUGGAGGACCAGCAGCCGGCAGGGGCCCUCAGCAGCCUGCUCGCUGUCAGCCCGCAGGACACCGGCCACAUCAUGGCUUCACAGCUGACAGCCUUAGAGCAGCGGGUGCCCACCCCACUCCCGCCUGCACCGCCCCUCCCCAGCGCCACCACUGGGCCUCCUCCCCCUCCUCCUCCCCCCCCACCCCCACCACCGCCACUGCUAGGACCAGCCGUGUGCCCCCCACCCCCUCCACCACCCCCAUUGCCAGGACCAACCGUGUGCCUCCCACCCCCUCCACCACCCCCAUUGCCAGGACCAACCGUGUGUCCCCCACCCCCUCCACCACCCCCACUGCCAGGACCAACCGUGUGCCUCCUACCCCCUCCACCACCCCCAUUGCCUAACUCUAGUGGGACCGCACCUCCCCCACCCCCUCCACUGCCAAGCGUGGGAUGCCCACCCCCACCCCCACCGCUGCCCGGCACGGGAUGCCCGCCUCCACCCCCACCCCUGCCCGGCACCUCUGGGCCCCCUGCGGCGGGUGGCAUGGAGGAGGUCAUCGUGGCUCAGGUGGACCACCGCCUGGGCUCCGCCUGGGUGCCAAGCCACCGACGGGUGAACCCGCCCACGCUGCGCAUGAAGAAGCUGAACUGGCAGAAGCUACCAUCCAACGUGGCACGAGAGGGCAACUCCAUGUGGGCCUCGCUGAGCAGCCUGGGCGCUGAGGUGGUGGAGCCAGACUUCUCCAGCAUCGAGCAGCUCUUCUCCUUCCCCGUGGCCAAGCCCAAGGAGCCAGCUGCGGCCCCGGCCAGGAAGGAGCCCAAGGAGAUCACUUUUCUGGACUCCAAGAAGAGCCUGAACCUCAACAUCUUCCUGAAGCAGUUUAAAUGCUCCAACGAGGAGGUCACCGCUAUGAUCCAGGCGGGAGACACCACCAAGUUCGACGUGGAGGUGCUCAAACAGCUCCUCAAGCUCCUUCCUGAGAAGCACGAGAUCGAGAACCUGCGCUCCUUCACCGAGGAUCGAACCAAGCUGGCCAGUGCCGACCAGUUUUACCUCCUCCUGUUGGGCAUUCCCUGCUACCAGCUGCGGGUCGAGUGCAUGCUGCUGUGCGAGGGCACGGCCGUCGUGCUGGACAUGGUGCAGCCCAAGGCCCAGCUGGUGCUCGCCGCCUGCGAGAGCCUGCUCACCAGCCACCAGCUGCCCAUCUUCUGCCAGCUGAUCCUGAAAAUCGGAAACUUCCUCAACUACGGCAGCCACACCGGUGAUGCCGACGGCUUCAAGAUCAGCACGCUGCUGAAGCUCACGGAGACCAAGUCCCAGCAGAGCCGCGUGACGCUGCUGCACCACGUGCUGGAGGAGGUGGAGAAGAGCCACCCGGACCUCCUGCAGCUGCCCCAGGACCUGGAGAAGCCCUCCCAGGCGGCCGGGAUCAACCUUGAGAUCAUCCACUCGGAGUCCAGCACCAACCUGCAGAAGCUUCUGGAGAUGGAGCGGAAGGUGUCCUCUUCCAUCCCAGAGGUGCAGGAGCAGUAUGCCCAGCGCCUCCAGGCCAGCAUCGCAGCCUCCCAGGCACUGGAGGAGGUGUUCCAGGCGAUUGAGCAGAAGAAGCUGGAGCUGGCCAGCUACCUGUGCGAAGAUGCCCAGCAGCUGUCCCUGGAGGACACCUUCAGCACCAUGAAGACGUUCCGCGACCUCUUCAUCCGUGCCCUGAAGGAGAACAAGGACAGGAAGGAGCAGGCGGCGAAGGCCGAGAGGAGGAAGCAGCAGCUGGCAGAGGAGGAGGCACGGAGGCCACGGGACGAGGACGGGAAGCCUGUCAGGAAGGGAGGCAGGAAGCAGGAGGAAGUGUGUGUCAUCGAUGCCCUGCUGGCCGACAUCAGGAAAGGCUUCCAGCUGCGGAAGACAGCCCGCGGCCGAGGGGACGCAGAGGGGGGCGGCAGGGCGGCCGCUGCUGAGCCCCGGAGGGACAGGGCGCCUGUGACUACCAGUGACCCCAUGGGAGGUCCCAGGGCAGGCACCAGCUGCCCACUCUCUGAGCCUGGUCUUGACACUGCGGUGGCCACAGAGCCCCGUGGCUGGGACCUUGUGGAUGCCACUGUGCCCAGCCCGCAGCCCACGGUAGACCCACCGGAGGAGGGCGGCCCCAGGCCCCUGGAGAGGCGUUCUUCCUGGUACGUCGAUGCCAGCGACUUCCUGACCCUGGAGGAACCCCCAGGCUCUGAGCCCCUGGGCUCCGAGCCCUCUGCGGGGGCCUGGCCAGUAGGACUGGGAGACGCUCAAGCCCUGAAGCCCCUCCAGUUCGCCAGUGACAAGCCCCCCGGGGCCAUGGGUUCAAGCCAAGACACUGAGGACCCCACAGUUUCGCGGGGCACCGACCAGGCCGAGGCUGACAGCACAGGCGAAGGGCCAGAGGACGCGGCUGCCCAUGGCCACAGUGCUGGCCUCUCUGCGAUUGUCCCCGGGGGGGAUGGGGACGAGGACGAGGAGGACACAGCCCCAGAUUCCACGCUGGACACAUCCCUGGACAAGUCCUUCUCGGAGGAUGCGGUGACUGACUCCUCAGGGUCUGGCACCCUCCCCAGGGCCCGGGGCCGGGCCUCGAAGGGGCCAGGCAAGAGGAGGAAGAAGCGGCCCACCAGGGGCCAGGACGAGGUUGCCCCUGACUCUGACGAUAAUAAAACAAAAAGGCUGUGUGCGAUCCAGUAAGGCCUCAGGCCCAAGCCCAAAGCCAAGUGAGAGAGCCUGCAGGCCGCCAGCCUCCGCGCCGCCAUGGGCCGCUGGAUAUGCUGCUGAGCGGGGCUUCUCUGGGGCCAGGCUGGGACGGGGCCCCUGGGAACCCAAAACUCCGUGCCUUACCCAGCCAGGGGCGGGGCCUCCCAGCCUUCCUGGGGUGUUGUGGCUGGGACCCCAACAGGCACUGGGGCCUGGCCAGCCUGGCACCCUCCUAGACCGCCUGCACGCCCCCGGCCCCUCACAGUCUGCUUCCUAAAUGCCGAUGCCCGAGCCGACCCCGCAUGCACCGAGGCACCCGCCCACGCAGGGAGGGGUCGGGUAGCUGCAUCCCCUGGGGGUCCCUCUGAGCUUGCACCCCGCUCUCCAGUGACCCGGCAUCCAGGUUCUUCUGGGGACAGCCCCUUGCAGACCCCUCCCCAUGAAGCCAUGGGAGCCAGGCAGAGCUGAAGCCCCCACUGCCCCGUGAACAGGCCCCAGCUCUGCCCCCCAACCUGCUCAGCUGGGCAGGUGCCAAGCGUGGUUUUUAACCAAAAUAUGAUCACUUAUGCAUUUCUCCUGUUCUGUGGUGGCUGGUUGGGGGUAGGAGGGUGGGUCAGAGAACCCUAGGGCCUUGGGUAGAGGCCGACUGGCCGGCAGUGCCAUGGGCAGGCCAGGGUCCCCCUACUCAGCAUGUGGGUGCCCACCCACCCCCAGGUGUGUGCUCCCAAGCCUGGAGCUGGAGAGACUUGAACUAAUAAAGAACAAAGCUGGCCCAGCA